Messenger RNA from Tuber aestivum (summer truffle), 1951 nucleotides. NCBI's taxonomy places the organism in Eukaryota, Fungi, Ascomycota, Pezizomycetes, Pezizales, Tuberaceae. The record is from the annotation of a GenBank genome assembly.
UCUUAGACGAACAUCCCUCUGAAUAGCCUCUGGCAGAUAUAAUUUACCAUCUCCCCAUAACAACACCCGCCGUUCAUUAUACCCAAACCCGCUUUCACAGUCGUUCCCUUUGGCCACCCCCACUCCUACUCCCCACAAAACUUCUCACUAAGAUGGAUUUCCUCGGGGUACGCAGAUAUAUCCCUUCUGAAAAGAGUUAGUUAAAGCUACAGUGGGACUAACGUAUUGGUAAUCUUUUCAGCCUCUUGCCCAGUCUCUAGAUCGCUCAGGAUUCAACUGGAAGGGAUUGAUUAUUGGAUUCGGGCUUGCGCAUUAUGCCUUUGAAACCUAUCUUUCGAUAAGACAGUACAGGAAGCUACAAGAGACAAAGCCACCCAAAUUGUUAGAGACAGCUGUUACCCAGGAGGUCUACGAUAAAUCUCAAGUGAGUUGGAUAUCUGUCUGCACGGGCCACGGCGUUCGUAUGAUGGGGGCUAACCCCAGCCUGCUAUAGGCGUACGGGAGAGCAAAAUCUAAGUACGGAUUCGUCGAGUCUUUCUUUGGACAAGUUACCAAUGUUUCGACCAUCUACUUUGAUCUUUUACCAAAAGGAUGGGCUUUGAUGGGCCGUAUCAUUACACAGCAUGCACCUGCUGGGUUUUCCGGAGAAAUCUCGCAGUCAAUAUUGUUCUUUGUCAUCUUCAACUUUCUCUCGACCAUGAUCAAUUUGCCCUUUAGCUAUUACAAAACAUUUGUUUUGGAAGAGAAGUUUGGGUUCAACCAGCAAACUAAGAAACUCGUAGGUGCCGCCCAGCCUAUUCACGGGGCCUGGGCUGACUUUAUUCCUUUAGUUCUUUACCGAUAUUAUCAAGACCCAGAUUCUCUUCAUUGUCCUUGGAAGUCCGAUCCUCGCUGGGUUCCUUGCGAUUGUCAAGACCUUCGAUAACAACUUCUUUUACUAUGUCUGGAUCUUCGUCUUGGGAGUUCAGGCUUUUAUGAUCACCGUAUACCCUAUCUGGAUUUUGCCCUUGUUCAAUACUUUGGCACCGAUGGAACCCGGAAAGCUCAAGACGGAGGUUGAGGCUCUCGCGGCAAGAUUGAAGUUCCCACUAAAGCAGUUGUACGUGAUUGAUGGGUCUAAGAGGUCAGCGCAUAGUAAUGCGUACUUUUUCGGACUUCCGUGGAGCAAGCACAUCGUUAUCUACGAUACCCUGAUUGAGAAGAGCGAAGUUAGUGAAGUGGUUGCAGUCUUGGGGCAUGAAUUGGGUCAUUGGAAAGAAGGGCAUACCACCAAGAUGUUUGGUAUCAGCCAGGUAGGGGAACCCCCGCCAGCCCUGCUCUAAACAUCCACUAAUUUUUUUUCUCUUUUUCUUUUCACCGCUAGUUUCAUCUCUUCUACGUGUUCGCGCUAUUCUCGGCGUUCAUCAACAACACCUCUCUCUAUGAGGCUUUCGGCUUCUACAAGACCCAGCCAAUUCUCAUUGGGUUCCUCUUGUUCAAUGAUAUUCUUCAACCUCUUGACACUCUCGCCAAACUUUUCCUGAACGUCCUCUCAAGAAGGUUCGAGUUUGAGGCUGAUGCUUUCGCUGUGAGUCUGGGCUAUGCUGAGGAACUCUCCAAGAGCUUGAUCAAGCUCCAGGUUCAGAACCUCGCGACCAUGGAUGCUGACUGGCUUUACUCCUGCUACCACUACACUCACCCGAUUCUCUCGGAGAGAUUGAGGGCCCUCGAACUGAAGAGUAAGAAGGCUCACUAAGCUGUCGCAUGAUGUGGGCAGCACUGGCAAGACACAAAAUAAAGGUGUUGGGUUUGGCGGAUGAGGAAACGGGCGUUGGGAAUUUUGGGUCCUGUCUUUCGUACCGGCUUGAGGGGCUCUAGGGUUGAAUGGUUAUGCAAGUUGCUAUGAGGCGACUAUAUGAGAAAAAAUACCUUACAAUGCUAAUGGAUAAAAAAUAUGAAAUCCGAGUGACCG